UGUCAUAAAAUUCACAUCUUCGUUACUAAGAAAACUCAUCAACAUUAUGAGCCUCAACUAACUUGUUGCCUGCUUCAAUUUCAUUUCAUAUAUUUAUAUACGCUUCACUUCUUCUCAUUUUUCCAUCACACUUCUAAUAUUAGUAAUAAACAACGCCGCGUAGAGAAGAAGGAAUGGUCUGCUUUUGUUUUCUGGUGGACCAGACUAAGGAGAUGCAGCGGAGCAAGCCAGCGGCGGGAACAUGCUCACGGUGCGGCGGCUGUGCUAGCGUGGCGGAUAUGAAGACGGCUACAAGAUUUUGCUAUGUCCCAUUUUAUACGAAAUCUUGGAGAGCUAUUGUUUGCACUUUUUGUGGAGCUGUUCUUCGUUCUUACCAUCACUAAGAUAGUACUAGAUCGAGUAUUUAAUUAAUAAGAUUAAUCUUCAUUAGUAGAUAAGGGAACUUGCUAAGUAGUAUUUAAUUAGUACUAACAUAUGGAUAUUGUUCAUUAUCCAUGAGAAUGAAAAUCUAUAUUUUAUUUUAUUUACAUACUUUAUUAUUUUUUCUACUAAUACAUCUUUCUCUCUUUUACCUUUCUA
Messenger RNA from Lathyrus oleraceus (garden pea), 579 nucleotides. RefSeq lists its product as uncharacterized. The record is from RefSeq and is a predicted model, not a curated record. Bases 174 to 383 code for a protein of 69 amino acids. NCBI's taxonomy places the organism in Eukaryota, Viridiplantae, Streptophyta, Magnoliopsida, Fabales, Fabaceae. The transcript has a single exon.